Messenger RNA from Physcomitrium patens, 1630 nucleotides. RefSeq lists its product as uncharacterized. Gene Ontology annotation, molecular function: protein binding. Lineage: Eukaryota; Viridiplantae; Streptophyta; Bryopsida; Funariales; Funariaceae. The record is from RefSeq and is a predicted model, not a curated record.
UGGCUUACUUGAUCUGCCAUCACCUACGAUCACGAGCACGAUGAAUGAGUGGCGUCGGCUCUCCGACAUGCUCGUGCAGCAAGUGCUGUCGUUAUGCGCCACACUCGACUUGUGUAGGUUUCGUGCGGUAUGCAAGAGAUGGAACUCUCUGAUCUGCGCGCCAGAAUGUGGAAAAUUUCUUUGUUUCCGGAAUGCGAAUGAAGAUGCUCGUUACAUCAUCGGGCGUUGUUUUCACCAACACUUUGAGACAAGCCUUACUGACAUUGAUGGCAGUACGCUUAAAUACAUUAAGGUUGUUGGGUGGAAAAUAUUUGACCUGAAUGACAGGCGGUGGUACACAUGGAAGGGGCCUUUACUGAGCACUUAUUCCAAUGACCACCCUCUGGUUUCGGAUGAGGAUUUGAUCGUAUUAUGCGGCACCACUACAAUGGCUGCUGCUAAUGACCAUCCUCUGGCUUCGGAUGAAGGUUUAGUAGUAUGUUGCUCUGUGUUGGCCGGUACAGCAACCAUUUCCGAGAUAGUCAUUACUAACCCCAUUGUGAUGACCAAAAUGGUACUGCCAAUGCCAGUGGCAUGGAAUAAUCUCUAUUUAUCCAGUUUUCUAGUAAAUCUGGCCGUUGACAGCAUCUCCCAGGCCUACAAGAUUUUCCUCAUCAACAGAUAUGAAGACCCCUUUAUGUGUGUUUUUGCUUCCACUACCAAUCAAUGGCGGAUCUCGAGUAACCCGCCCGUGCUGCGGCUGCACGAUGGGGCAGGGGCUCAAGCACACAGCGUCAUAUUUCAGGGGCAGUUGUACGUUUUGUUUAAAACUUAUCGUGUCCCUGGGUCAAAUGAAGGGUGGCCAUUCAAAUUUUGGCUUCAUAGAUACACCUUCCUGGAGGAUUUUUGGACAGAUUGCGGAGUGGACUUCCCGGAGUGGCCAGAUAAUGAUGGCACCUUCAUCACAGAGUCCCAUUUGGCAGAACCUUCGUUCGAUGCGCAAGAGCUGGAGGUGGAUGGCCCAACUGACGAAUUCUUUGAUGCGAAACUUGGGGAGCAGGUGGCUGUGAGAUCAUUCGUUUUUAACCAGGCGUUUGGUUUUGGCAAUUCCAUUAUGCUUACGUAUAGAUGGCUUGGAUUCUCGAUAGUAUAUAACGUGGAGACACGUUUGUGGGAAUUAUUGCCUACAGAUCCAACUGUUGAGUUGUAUGGGAAUGUGAUGCCUCUGCGUCCACCUAGAACCUUUGGUAAACCAAUCGCAGGAGAAUUGGUGGCAUUGAAUGAUUCCUGAGCACAACUCAACAAAGGAAAGUUUUAUUUUUGUAUAUUUACCCCACUAUGAAGUCGAUGCGUAAAGUGUUGAGAAUUGCUGGAGAUGGAUCAUGAUGAGUGUGGAGUCCAUGACUAAGAUAGCCAUGGUUUGCAAGUUCUAGUGCCCAACUUUAGAUUAGCUUUGCAGCACAUUGUAGUAAGUUACUACCACUUAGAAAAUAGAUAGACUUUCUUCACGGACUUUCUUCACAGGAAUGCUUCAGCAUUGAAAACAUUCAAGUUAGUUCCUUUAUAUUCCAGUUUGUUUGUUCCCAUUUCUAACAUGUGAUAGACCAUUUCCUUUAAACUAACAGUGACAAUAAAUUUUGCUUUUGUCAAA